AUGUCCCAAACUGGGUCACAAGGAAGCUACCUGCGCCACCAGGCCAGUGGACUUUGCAUCCCUUGCACGAAGCCGGGGUGUAACCGUUGGUUCAAGAACCGAUCAGGGUAUACACAGCACAUGAAUGCGAAGCACCCCAUAUUCUUACAUCCACAUGCAGUGACUCAGGCAUCUGUCCCUUGUUCACCAAGUCCUGCAUUGUCCUUUGAUUUGGAUUUUGGUGAUGCCAACGACACGGACUUGGGACCGGAAGAUCCCUUGCAACCAACUGCUCAAUUUGUUGGGCCUGGUGACCGGUUGUAUAGAAAUUAUCAUCCGCUUCUGUCUGCUCGCCCCUGUGAUCGUGAAGGUAACUUCCUUCCACGAGGAACUCCGCCUCCACCACUUUCGGACAAGGCAUCAGAUGACUGGACGCCUUACAAGAGUCGGGUAGAGUUUGAGCUCGCCGACUACCUAUUUACGAAAAACCAGACCCCCAUGCAUUCAAUCGACCAGCUGUUAAAUAUAUGGGCAGCUUCAUUGAUUGAAGGGGGUAGCAAAACAACUUUGUUUCCUGACCACCGUGCACUUUACAAGACCAUCGACGAUACACCCCUCGGAGACAUUAAAUGGCAGUCGUUUUCGGUAAAAUAUACUGGCGAGAUUCCAGAACAAGGUGUCGCACCCUGGAUGACAGAUACCUAUGACGUUUGGUUUCGUGAUCCACGCAAUGUUGUUAACAAUAUGCUUUCUAAUCCAGACUAUGCUAUGGAAAUCGAUCUCCAACCUUACCGUGAGUACGCAACCGAAAAUGACGAACGCCAAUGGCAGGACUUCAUGUCCGGGGAUUGGGCUUGGUCUCAAGCGGAUAAGAUUUCUGAGGACCCAGAUACCCAUGGCUCGGCGUUCGUGCCCGUCAUUCUCGGGAGUGAUAAGACCACUGUUUCGGUUGCAACGGGGCAAAAUGAUUACUACCCUCUCUACGCAUCUAUUGGGAAUGUCCAGAAUACUGUUCGCCGUGCACACCGCAACGCUGUUGCCGUGGUGGGAUUCCUUGCAAUGCCAAAAACCACGAAACAGCAUGCUGAGACACCAGGUUUUCGAAGCUUCCGACGUCAAAUUUUUCAUUCGUCCCUCUCAUUCAUCCUAAAGAAUCUGAAGCCAGGCAUGACAAAGCCUGAAAUUGUUCGUUUUGGGGACGGCCACUAUCGCCGUGUCAUAUAUGGACUCGGGCCAUAUAUCGCAGACUACGAGGAACAGGUGUUGCUCGCAUGCAUAGUUCGGAACUGGUGUCUUUCCCAUAGCAAUGACCUCGACGAGAUUAGUCUCCUUCGUUCAAGAACUCACGCAGAUGCACUCAUCGAAGAGUGCGAUUUCGAUACACUGUGGAAAGAGUAUGGUCUCAUUAACAUGCUUGUGCCAUUUACGAACGAUUUUCCCCGCGCCGACAUCCACGAACUCCUCGCACCUGAUCUUCUUCACCAGAUUAUCAAGGGGGCAUAUAAGGACCAUUUAGUUACAUGGGUAGAGAAAUACCUACUGCGCACACAUGGAAAGAUGCAGGCUAACAUAAUUUUAGAUGAUAUUGACCGAAGAAUUGCAGCAGUUCCUCCAUUCCCUGGACUUCGUAGAUUUCCUCAAGGACGUCACUUCAAACAGUGGACUGGCGACGAUUCCAAGGCCCUUAUGAAGGUAUAUUUGCCGGCCAUUGAAGGUCACAUCCCCUUGGAUGUCGUGCGUGCAUUCCGUGCCUUCCUCGAAUUCUGUUACCUUGUCCGCCGCAAUGUGAUCACGGAGAAGUCGCUCGGUGAAAUUCAAGAUGCCCUUACCCGUUUUCACCACUAUCGGGAGAUUUUCAAGACUACUGGAACGGUCUUAACUUUUUCACUUCCCCGACAACACGCCAUGUCUCACUACAUCUAUCUUAUCCGACUCUUUGGCGCUCCGAACGGCCUCUGCUCCUCUAUUACGGAGUCAAAGCAUAUAAAGGCUGUCAAGGAGCCUUGGAGACGGUCCAGCCGAUACAAGGCUCUGGGUCAGAUGUUACUAACCAAUCAGCGUCUUGACAAGUUGGCGGCAUCACGUGUGGAUUUCCGCACUCGCGGGAUGCUCUCGGGUACAUGUCUAUCAUCCAUUCUUGCGGCACUUGAACCAUCAGAUAGACAGUGUGCGCAGCCUGCACAAACCAAUGUGGAAGAGCAGACCAAUGCAGAUCAACACGACCCUGAGCUGCCCAGUAUGUCCCGAAGCGCCAGCGCCAGUAUACUCGACCCGGAUGUCAGCGCUGACUCUGAGGAUAUUGAUGUGCCAAUGUCGGUCCUUGCACACGUAGAGCUUGCUCGAACAUCUCAGGGAAAAAAGCGCCCACAAAGCAUUCCUGCACUAGCUAACGAGCUUCACAUCCCUGACUUGGCUGAACUUGUUCAACAAUUCCUCACCGAGCAGCUGUAUCCCAACAAGGACCCCACACAAAUUCCCACAGGUAUUAUGGACCGCCCUCGUUACGAUGGGAGGAUACGAGUUUUUCACUCUGCGGCCUCAACAUUCUUUGCACUGAGUGACCUGAGUGGAACCGGCGGGAUGAAACGCGAACACAUUCGUGUGUCCCCCAGAUGGAGAAAUGAAUAUGCACGCAAAGAUUGCGUGUUUGUUAUUACUGACCCGAACGUUCCUGGAAUGCGGGGUAUGGACAUCGCCCAGGUACUAACAUUUUUUUCCUUUCGAUUAAGGGGAGUACGUUAUCCAUGUGCGGUCGUUCGGUGGUUCAACCGAAUCGGUGACACGCCAGAUGAAGAUACUGGGAUGUGGAUGGUGUCACCGUCUUUUAACGGUAAUCAUGCACACUAUGCGGUGAUUCAUGUUGAGGCUAUUUUUCGUUCUGCACAUCUUAUUCCGGUCUAUGGCACUGAACUGCUUCCCUCAUUAGUUAAAUCUCACCACGUUCUCGAUAUAUUUACCCUAUUUUAUGUCAACAAAUAUGCUGACCACCAUGCCUUCGAAAUAGCUUGCGUGAAAAAGCUAGAAAAGGAAACGCGUGAUUUCCUGAUGAACCGGGCACAGGCCAUUAGGCCUCAAAUGACCAUGCUACCAACUGACUACGUCGGUAUCUACCAAGUCGCUGAUAUAAUGGAAGCCAUUGAAUCUACGCGGGUCAAUAUGACAGACAAUUUCAACAUGUUGUUCACACUUUCGAAUGCGAACACAAAGUACGCUGAGCAAGGCGUCAUGCUUGGCAUGGCCGCGAAGGAGGCUGCGGCCGAAAAUAUGACUCAGUUGCAGGAUCUAAGGGCUCAGAUUCAAAGUGUACAGGACAAAAUAGAGAGGACUCAGAGAUGGCUGACGUAGGGCUUUGUGGCAUUAUCCUUACAUGUAAACGUGAUCACGACUCAAUUUGCGAUAUAUAGACAUACAAGCGGACCGGUCGCCUUCGGACGUCGCGUCUGUUACAGUUGUCUAUAUAAUACGUUUGCCGUUGUCUUCUCCUCACCCUCUGAAGGAAAUAGCGCGCGUAUGUCACGCCGACAUCGCACUCUCGAU
Messenger RNA from Suillus plorans, 3516 nucleotides. RefSeq lists its product as uncharacterized. NCBI's taxonomy places the organism in Eukaryota, Fungi, Basidiomycota, Agaricomycetes, Boletales, Suillaceae. The coding region runs from base 1 to 3324 and encodes 1107 amino acids. The record is from RefSeq and is a predicted model, not a curated record. The transcript has 11 exons.